AAAUNCACAGAUGAUCAGAUCUCUGAAUUCAAAGAAGCUUUCAGCCUUUUCGAUAAGGAUGGAGAUGGUUGCAUCACCACUAAGGAGCUUGGGACAGUGAUGCGGUCGUUGGGACAAAAUCCAACUAAGGUUGAGCUUCAAGACAUGAUCAAUGAAGUAGAUGCUGAUGGAAAUGGAACCAUUGAUUUCUCGAAGUUCCUUAACCUGAUGGCUCGCAAGAUGAAAGACACUGAUUCUGAGGAGGAGCUCAAGGAAGCUUUCAGAGUGUUCGACAAGGAUCAGAACGGAUUUAUUUCUGCAGCUGAGCUGCGCCAUGUCAUGACAAACCUAGGCGAGAAGCUUACUGAUGAAGAAGUUUAUGAGAUGAUUAGUGAAGCUGAUGUGGAUGGUGAUGGCCAGAUCAACUAUGAGGAGUUCGUCAAAGUCAUGAUGGUCAG
Messenger RNA from Nicotiana tabacum (common tobacco), 437 nucleotides. Its product is annotated as calmodulin-2-like. The record is from RefSeq and is a predicted model, not a curated record. Gene Ontology annotation, cellular component: myosin II complex. Gene Ontology annotation, molecular function: calcium ion binding. Lineage: Eukaryota; Viridiplantae; Streptophyta; Magnoliopsida; Solanales; Solanaceae.